Molecule: messenger RNA, 1275 nt
Organism: Leptomonas pyrrhocoris
Lineage: Eukaryota; Euglenozoa; Kinetoplastea; Trypanosomatida; Trypanosomatidae
Exons: 1
Coding region: 133-1275 (380 amino acids)
Biological process (GO): mRNA cis splicing, via spliceosome; regulation of alternative mRNA splicing, via spliceosome
Cellular component (GO): catalytic step 2 spliceosome; U2-type prespliceosome; U2 snRNP
Molecular function (GO): RNA binding
Source: RefSeq, a predicted model, not a curated record
GUGGGGAAAGUUAAGGAUUCUUGCGUUCUGCGCUGUUGCGGAACAACAGGUGUGAUCCUACAAAGCGCUUGCUUUCUUUUAUAUACAUACGAUUUAGCUUUCGGACGCACAGCAGUAAAGCGGCGGUGCAGCAUGGAGGACGAGGAAGCGCUCCCCACCAUCGUCGUACCCGGCCCAGAGCUGCGCGAGAAGGUGGAUGCCUUCGCUGCGCGCCUCAGCAGCCUUGACCGACGCAAGGCAGACGAGAUGGUGGCCAAGCUGCUUGCCUCAAGCAAGCGGAAUCAGUUUUUGUUUGUCGACACCUCGCACAUUUUCUAUCCCUAUUUCCUCAGUAAGCUGACAGAGUACCGCCAGCAUCCGGAGCUGCGCCCGCAGAAGGCAGGCGAGCAAAAUGCAGGCGAAAGCGCAACUGGUGGUAGUGCAGCCGCGGCGACGACUAUAAAGGCCGGUGCUAUUACCCGGACAAUGGGCGGGACUGCCGGGGUGGAGAGCGACCCGGAGCGAGAAGAACUGCUGCGGCAAACCGAGGCAGAGGCACGUCGUUAUCUGGAGGACCCGUUCCCAAAUCACUUCUCCCUCGACUUACGGGGUGGUACGAUCGAUGUGACAGCGUUCUUGAUGGACGUGCUGUCCACCUCGGCGCAGUACACGGCGAAGUACGGCGACAAGUUCCUCGCCGCCGUGCAAGCCAAACAGCGGCACAACCCCCUCAUGCAUUUCCUGCAGGAGGACGACGUGCGACACAGCACGUUUUUGAAGCUUGUCGAGUCCUACCGCCGGGUGCUGAACUUCGACGAGGAGGAGGUGGAGAGUCGGUUGGAGAACUUAGAGUCGCAGUCGUACCUACUGGACACCGUGUGCGAGGAGAAGAAGAAGUACGCGAAGGCGGCUCUGGCGCGACGGCGGGCGGCCCUCCUGACGGACGAGGAGCUGCGGGGGCGGCUGCAGUGGACGCUCUUUUCCGUUGUGAAGACUUUUCGGCUAAGCGAUCUGCAGCUGGACGGCCCGGUGCCGGAGACGGCCGCGUCGAAGAAGCAUCACUCAGCCGCGUUCUCUGCAGCUCCAGCGCAAGUUUCCACACCUGCUGUAAACGCUGACCCUACUGCACCUCAUUCUGCACCGACUUCGGCGGCACCAUCCGCUGCCGUGAGCAGCAACACGCUGCGUCCUCCUGGUGGCAUCCCCGCCUUCCCACCUGUGUUCAUGAGCGCUUCUCUUGUAAAAGGGACAAGCAACAACGGAAAGCGGCAGCGCGAAAAGGGUGGAGUGCGGUGA